CACAGAAUUCCCAUCAUGCACUGCAAAAGGAACUAAUAGCGCGAAAGCACCGUUACGAAAGCGAAUCAUGAAAUAAAAACAAAUAAAAUAACAGAAACUCCGGCGAUAAUUCAUGUGUUGCCCAAGAUUAUGAUUUUAUGUUCCACAUCAGUCAAGGUUUAGAAAGAGACCUUCAUAUUCAGUCAUGACGGGACAAAACUUGUCUUCCCCAGUCCUCCAAGGUGUGGUGGCGUAUGUUGACGUGUGGUCUGCGAGCAGGAUGGAGGAUUACUCGCAUCCAUUCAUACAGCAACUUCUGGACAUGGGUGCCAAAGUAUCUAAGACGCUCAACAAGCAAGUGACUCAUGUCAUCUUCAAACAUGGCCGCCCGUCCACAUGGAAGAAAGCCCAGAAAAUGGGAGCGAGAACUGUGUCUGUUCACUGGGUGGCAAGUUGCAAAGAAAGUGGUGAACAUGCUGAUGAAGAUCUUUUUCCUGCACAGAAUGAAGAGUCCAAACAUUAUCUUUUAAACAAAAGAACACACCGUUGCAUGCAGCCAAGAGAUAUUCCAGUAAAGACUCCAGAGAAUGAUCGACGGAUGAAAAAGAAACUGGAUAAAAUGAUGGAGGGCCUCGUCUCUUCAUCCCCUGUUGUUUCUGAUACAUCACCAUUCAUUAUUGAUGAGGAGAGUGGAAUAGUGUACAGUCCCUCUUUAAAGCGCUCUGACGGCAUGGCUCAACGUCUGAAAGAGAUGAGAGCUCAACGUGAACACCUCUCACCCACAGCCUCACAGAUGAAGGACAGUGGAUCAGGAUCUGAUGCAUCUUUGAGACCUUCGGUUGGUGCCUCACCAACACUCUCUUUCUUGCAGCAGCUCGAGGAAGAACCUUUGGAUUGUUUUUCAACAUCUCGCCAGCACUCCUCAAAGGAUAAAGAUGAAAGUGCUAACCAGAAAGGGAAUAAGAAGUCAGCAACAAAAAUAACUAGUAAACUAUUUAGCCAGACACAUCCUGAGCCGAACACAGCUGCCAUGUGUAAUUUGUCCAGCAUUGAAAAAAAUCCUAAAGUCCCAGCGUUAUCUUCAAGAUCAAGAAGGUCGUUGGUGAACAAAACUGAAAAAAAGAAGCAGACCACUUUAGAGAAUUACGUUCAUAAAACCUGCUCUGAAAGCAAAAACAUCUCGCAUCAACCUGAAACCCAGUCAUCCAGCAGUCCUGAAAGACCCAGACCUUCCUUGUCGGAAAGCUUCAAGAAAACAAACAGAGGCAAAACGGCAGAGGAUUCCAAAGACUUGGAGACCAAGACUAAAACGUCUACACUAAAAAGUCCAGCAGGCAGGUGUUUUACAGAAAAUGAAGAUGUUUUCCAAAAAAGUGAGCUAGGUACUCCCAAGGCUGUUUCUAAAGUUGCACGUCAGCGAUGGAGCUCUGCUGCGUUGUGUUCAGCUGGCUCUGUUUGUAGUCCAGAUGAUGGUGAGGAGUUUGAAGACUUCUUCUCACCAGCCAACAAUGCCCACAAACAGAGAGUCAUUUUAUUUGGUUCUACCUCAGAAGCAGUUAACCUGCCCACUUUUGACCUGGAGAAUCCCAACAAGAAGGACAAAAAAUCCUCUACAAAAUUAUGUGGUAGAAAGCGGAAACAUGAAAAUAUUGAUAUGAAAGAAAUGCCGUUUAAUUCUUUGAGCCCUGAGAAUAAGAGUGAGGAAAUUAUCGCUGAGACACCUGAAUCAAGGCCUGAGCGUUUGUCUAUUAGGAGGUCUGAGGUGAAUGAAACACCCAAAUCUGAAGAAAUAAAACUUGAACCACUGACAAAGAAACAAAAGAGGCGUACCAGAAGCUCUGUUGUUUCCUAUGAAGAGGAGGAUGGUGCAGGUUCAGAUAAGCCCCAAUCUGCUAGAGAAAGGAAGAGUUGGACAAUUUCCUCUCUGACAGCAUCCACAGCGGUUAAUGUGAAGCUCCAGAAGAGUCCUGAACCUGACCCUACACUCAAACAUGGUAUUGAAAAGAGAAUAAGAUUAAAAAUUGUAGGCAAAGAAAAUAAAAGCACAGCUGAUGGGCUUAAUAAGAGAACGUCUGAAAUGUGCAGCAAACAGGGAAUUAUGAAAAAGGACAAAUACAUAAAGAAAAACAGAUCCUUGGUAAUGACAAGCAUGCCCACUGAGAAGCAGGAGGUUGUCUUCCAGUUAAUCAGAAGUUUGGGUGGCUUCGCAGUGGUGGAUGAAGUGUGUGAAAGCACCACUCACGUUGUGUCCGGGAGCCCCCGUCGAACCCUUAACAUCCUCUUGGGCAUUGCACGAGGCUGCUGGAUCCUCUCAUUUGAAUGGAUCCUCUGGUGUUUGGAGCACAGGCAAUGGGUUCCUGAGGAACCUUAUGAACUUUCUGAUCAUUUUCCUGCUGCACCUAUAUGCCGGCUCCAGCAGCAUCUGUCAGCUGGUGAGCAUCAGCAGGACCUGUUCCAGGAUCAGCCUCCCAUGUUUGUGUCCCCAUACUCUCAGCCUCCCUGCAGCAGCCUAUCAGAGCUCAUUCAGCUGUGUGGAGGUACUGUGUGCCGCAGUGUGCGACAGGCGGGAAUCUGCAUUGGAGACUAUAAGGGCAAAAAACCAGAGGAGAGCCACAGUCUUUCAGAACAGUGGGUUUUAGAUUGUGUUACACAUCUUGCACUACUCCCAUAUAAAAACUAUGUGUUGGAAUGAAAAUUCGAAGAGUGAGAUAUCCUGGUAUUUGCAAGAAGUGGAUAUGAAUUGUAUCUGUCUAGCUACUGUUAUUAAAUGUCUUUAAUAUUUUGUGACUGGCGAUUUAAAUUGCCAAAGUUUUUUUUACAUUGUCGUGUUAUUUUUCUAAGUUGUCUUUUAAGUGAUUGUAUGUGUAACAAGUAGUUUAAUAAAACUGACUGUCUAUAAACUGUGAAACAUGCUUCAUGUAAAAAUGCAAAGCUAAUGCAUUAUACAUCGCAAAGAACAAGUCAUUUAGAGAUAUUACAUCUCUCUCAAGAUUGUGAAUUUUUUUAUGAUUGCAAAACUAUGUAAACAAACUAUAACAAUAAAAAUCUGGCAUGACUACG
Misgurnus anguillicaudatus (oriental weatherfish) is the source of this 3039-nucleotide messenger RNA. RefSeq names its product microcephalin 1 (gene mcph1). Gene Ontology annotation, biological process: mitotic cell cycle. The record is from RefSeq and is a predicted model, not a curated record. NCBI's taxonomy places the organism in Eukaryota, Metazoa, Chordata, Actinopteri, Cypriniformes, Cobitidae.